CUCGGCUCGGCUCGGCUCGGCUCGGCUCGGCUCGGCUCGGCUCGGCUCGGCUCGGCUCGGCUCGGGGCAAAAGAUGCGCGGCACGCUGCUCGGUGUCCUGGGGCUGGCCCUGCUCGGGGCACUGCACGCCCAGGACAGCGUUCCUGUGCAAACCGACUUCCAGCAGGACAAGCUCACGGGGAGAUGGUACAGUAUCGGCCUGGCCUCCAACUCCAACUGGUUCAAGGAGAAGAAGCACCUGAUGAAGAUGUGCGUCACGGUCAUCUCCGUCACCACAGAUGGGAACCUGGAAGUCACCUCCACCUACCCCAAGGGCGACCAGUGUGAGAAGAGGAACAGCCUUUACACUAAGACGGAGCAGCCGGGGCGAUUCAGCUACAGCAACCCACGCUGGGGCAGCAAGCACGACAUCCGCGUGGUGGAGACCAACUACAACGAGUACGCCUUGGUGGCCACCCAGAUCUCCAAGAGCACUGGCUCCUCCACCAUGGUGCUGCUCUACAGCCGGACGAAGGAGCUCAGUCCUGAGCGCCUGGAGAGGUUCACUCAGUUCUCCAGGGAGCAGGGCCUGAUGGAUGAAGAGAUCCUCAUCCUGCCCCAGACGGACAAAUGCAUGGCAGAUGCUGCCUAGGCAGACCCACCAGCUGCUGCUGGCCAGAGCCCCGAGAGCGCCAGGAGCUGGCAGCUGCCCCAUCCCAUCCUCUCCCCAGCGCACCCCCAGCACCACAGCAGCCUUCGCUCCCUGGCUUGACGCCCCACACCUGUACCCCUGUCCCUAUUAAAGCCCAUAUAAAACCA
This is a messenger RNA of Tyto alba (common barn owl), 798 nucleotides long. Its product is annotated as lipocalin-like. The coding region runs from base 74 to 631 and encodes 185 amino acids. NCBI's taxonomy places the organism in Eukaryota, Metazoa, Chordata, Aves, Strigiformes, Tytonidae. The record is from RefSeq and is a predicted model, not a curated record. The transcript is spliced from 7 exons. Gene Ontology annotation, molecular function: small molecule binding.